AUGGUCCGCAACAUCCACAUCGCAGUCUUGGACGUCGAUAUCCCUGCUCGUCCUCUGUACGAAGCAAGAGGCCUCUGCAGCGCCCACUUCCGCGACAUCCUACGCGAAACAGCAGCCCACCUUAAUAACACACACCCGGAUAACACAAACCCUGUCAAUAUCACCGUUACGGCAUUCGACAUCCGCGGAGGUCAUUAUCCUGAAUUCGAGCACCUGCGCGGAAGUGCCGCCCAAAGCCAGCAGCAAUGGCCCGUCCUCAACCCCGUCGACGCAAUCCUGAUCACAGGCGGCUCGCCCGGCGUGUAUGAAAUGACCCACUCGCCCUGGAUGCAGGUUCUGGAGAAAUUCAUCAAAAACGUCUACGACAACUACCCCGAAGUCCGCAUUAUGGGUACCUGUUUCGGCCACCAGCUUAUUUCUCAUGUUCUUGUUCGCGCGCCGGAUGACCCCGUUCGCGAUGUGUAUGUUGAGAAGUGCCCUCUUGGAAGGGAAGUUGGUAUCUAUACUGUUCAGUUGAACGAGGAAUUCGUGCGCUCGUUCCCGACUGCGCUCGGUCAUUUGCCUGAGAAUAAGUUGCGGAUUCAGAUGUUCCACGGUGAUCGUGUUAUGGCCGUUGAGAAGGGUGUUGCGGUCUCGCUGAGCGAGUCGCCGCCUGUUUCUCUUCCGGCACCGUGGAUUAAUAUUGGAAGUACGCCUAUUUGUCCUAUUCAGGGACUUUACAGUCCUGGACGGGUCCUUUCGGUCCAGGGACAUUAUGAGAUGGAUGCGUUUGGCUUGUCACAGAUGUGUAUUGAGGCUGCUCCGGUUAUGGGGUGGAAGGAUUCAAAGUUGGCGCUCUUCUUGGAGCAGGUUGGGCCUGAUCUCGUGGAUCGUCAGGAUGAUGCUAAGGCUUUUGCGUCGGCCGUUGUUUGUUUCUUGGCUGAUCUCGAAUGA
This is a messenger RNA of Penicillium pulvis, 933 nucleotides long. RefSeq names its product type 1 glutamine amidotransferase. The transcript has a single exon. NCBI's taxonomy places the organism in Eukaryota, Fungi, Ascomycota, Eurotiomycetes, Eurotiales, Aspergillaceae. Gene Ontology annotation, cellular component: nucleus; cytosol. The record is from RefSeq and is a predicted model, not a curated record. The coding region runs from base 1 to 933 and encodes 310 amino acids.